Messenger RNA from Oxyura jamaicensis (ruddy duck), 3043 nucleotides. It is a transcript of the gene GPR83, whose product is annotated as G protein-coupled receptor 83. The transcript has 4 exons. Gene Ontology annotation, molecular function: neuropeptide Y receptor activity. The record is from RefSeq and is a predicted model, not a curated record. Gene Ontology annotation, cellular component: membrane. NCBI's taxonomy places the organism in Eukaryota, Metazoa, Chordata, Aves, Anseriformes, Anatidae. Gene Ontology annotation, biological process: neuropeptide signaling pathway. Bases 208 to 1479 code for a protein of 423 amino acids.
GCAGCGCGUCAGAGCCGGAGCGAUGCUACGCAGCCCGGUGGGCAGGCAUGCCGGCUGCGAGCUUGUGUAAGAGCACGGAGCCUGCCGGAGCAGCAAAAGUAGCGAGGAGUGAGUGGGAGAGGAGCCCCGGUGCAUGGCGAGCCUCCCUGCCCCAGCACGAGCUGCAAACGGGGCAGUUCCCAGGCAGCACGCAGCGUCUCCUCAGGGAUGUUGUCCCUUUUCAUCUGUUUCUCCCUCCCCUACUUCAUUAAUGCCUUCACGACCUCGGGAAAGUUGCCCCUCAACAGAAGCCUUGAGGAGUCUCUGGGAAUCCCGACCGCCUCGGGUUCGUUUUCCUGGGAUAACGACACGCUGGCGGGUUGGCAGACCUUCGUGGGCAGGAGCCGGCACAGGGCAGACUCGCAGCACGUGGCGGCGAAAGCCCUGCUCGUCACGGCGUACUCCGUCAUCAUCGUCAUCUCCCUCUUCGGCAACGUCCUCGUCUGCCACGUCGGUGUCAAGAGCAGACGCCUGCGGUCCGCCACCAGCUUGUUCAUCGUCAAUUUGGCCGUGGCCGACAUCAUGAUCAUGCUUCUCAACACGCCUUUCACGCUGGCUCGCUUUGUGAACAGUACCUGGAUAUUCGGGAAGGGGAUGUGCCACGUCAGUCGGUUUGCCCAGUACUGCUCCCUCCACGUCUCUGCCUUGACCCUCACAGCCAUUGCCGUGGACAGGCACCAGGUUAUCAUGCACCCUCUGAAGCCUCGCAUAUCUACUGCAAAAGGUGUUAUCUACAUCGCCGUAAUUUGGGUCAUGGCGGCUUGUUUUUCCCUCCCACACGCCAUCUACCAAAAACUCUUUACUUUUGAAUACAGUGAGGAAGUUACCCGGUGCCUGUGUCUCCCGGAUUUCCCUGAGCCAGCUGACCUCUUUUGGAAGUACCUCGACCUGACCACCUUCAUUUUGCUCUACGUCCUGCCCCUGGUGAUCAUCUCAGCUGCCUACGUGACGGUGGCCAAGAAGCUCUGGCUGCGCAACGCCAUCGGGGAUGUCACCACCGAGCAGUACUUCGCCCUUCGCAGGAAGAACAAGAAGACAAUAAAGAUGCUGAUGCUCGUCGUCAUCCUCUUUGCAGUCUGCUGGUUUCCCUUAAACUGCUACGUCGUCCUCCUCUCCAGCCAGACCAUCCGCACCAACAACGCCCUCUACUUCGCCUUUCACUGGCUUGCGAUGAGCAGCACCUGCUACAACCCGUUCAUCUACUGCUGGCUCAACGACAGUUUCCGAUCAGAGCUGAAGGCUUUGCUCAACAUCUGCAGAAAACCUCCUGGCCCCGCAGAACAGAGGCUUCCCUCCACUCUCCCUUCCUACCAGCUGGCUUGGCCAGAAAACGGCACCUUCAAGAGGCUGCAGGCCUCUCAUGUCCUGCCCUCGGCCUCCAACCUCCCAUCAGGAAAGACAGACAUCUCUGCAGUUGAGCCGAUAGUAGCCGUGAGCUAAACGGUGGCCCUGGGGCGCCGAGAAGGACCUCACUUAAUUUUGGCUGGAGCUAGGAAGGUGGGAAGAUGUGGGGCCCUGGCCUGCAUGCUGGCCGUGGCAGCACCAAGCCUGGCUGUGCAGGAGGCAGUGUGAAAGGGCUGCAUCUCCAGUGCUGGCUGACGGUAAUAAUAUGGAGCCCUGGAAGGGAAGGAAGGAAACUCUUGCCAGGAAGGAGCUCUCUUUGUGUCCUGGUCAUGUUGACUUUGGAUCUGGUGGCAGAGAGGGAUUCUCUGCAUGUACACCGCUGUUACCUGCAUGACUGAGUCUUUUUACUGCUGGGGUGGUGUGUGUAUUUUGCUGGUAUUUAAAUGCUAAAGCAACAGCCUGAUCACAAAGAGCCUCCCUCCCCCUUAGUCUCUUGGUAGCACGGCAGAAAUGGCAGAUGCAGACCUGUAGGCCGCUGGCUUAAAUCCAGCACACUUGGGUGGGAGACAUCUCUUCCUACAGGGUCAAGGGUCGAGGUCUGCUCAGUAUGAGUAAAAAAAAAUACAUCUUUAAAAUCAAUUUUUUUGUGGAAAUACCUUCCAAGAGGUGGAGGGCUAGACAGCCACUGAAAAUUAGAGUGGUCUUUUAUAUCCCAGGCGCUUUUUCUAAGGUAGCACUGGAGAAAAAUCGAUGCUUAUUCUUUGGGUAAGUAGAUGGCAAACACCAACUGUUAGCUCUGCAUCUGUUGCCAGUGCUAAAUCACACAGAAUUUUACCUUCAUAAAAUAGUCAUGAAAAUUCAUAAAACUUUUCUUCAAAUAGAGAACUAAAACCUUAAAAAAAAAAAAAAACAAAAAAAACACCAAACAUUGAGAGCCAUGGAUUUACCAUCCACAGAGCAUCGAUGAGUACUCUCUUAAUCUGAGUUGGGAUUAGGACCUUACUUGGGAUCAGAGCAUCUCUGCGUUGUUCUCAAGUGGUAGCUAAAGGAUCCCACAGUUUGACUUUUUAAUUCAUCUUUGAAUGUUGCUCUCUUAUCCUGUAAAGCACCUGGGGACUUCUUAGCUCAGACAUUUGGGACAUUUUAUCUUAGCUCAGACAUUAGCUCUUCGGAAUCAGAUCAUAAAUAAACUGCUUUGAUGAUAUCUGUGAUAGAAAGUAAUAAAAGAAGAACAUUUCUUGGCGAGAUGUCCCCUGGUCAAUGCACAAUUUUAGUGCAUUUAAAGAUGAGUGAGAUGUGUUCUUCAUGGGAUGACUGUUAAGAAAUUGAUGUGACUUCAGCUGUCUGGAGUAUUUUGCAGAACUUAGUGUUCUUAACAGAAAAAUAUCUGGUUCUGAAUGAGAAAAAAAAAAAAAAGGGGAGGGUGGGGGGCAUUCCCAUUCCAAAAGCUGUACCUUGUAUUAUACAGGGAACCAAUAACUUUUCCUGUGCUGUGGAAAUUAGCUUGAAUGUCACACCAGGGUGCCACAUUCCACAUUCAGCUUGCAGCAGCCAGUAGAGAAGUGAGAAAAAUCUUCUUUUUAUAAAUGGGAAGAAAAAUAAUAAGGGAGAAAAAAAAAACUCUUUUUCCUAAUGUCCUGUAAUAAAGUUAUUCUGAAAU